This is a messenger RNA of Camellia sinensis, 1896 nucleotides long. Lineage: Eukaryota; Viridiplantae; Streptophyta; Magnoliopsida; Ericales; Theaceae. The record is from RefSeq and is a predicted model, not a curated record.
AUGGGUCCCAUUCCCUCCAUCAUGAGUGGGCUACACGACCUACAAGCACUUGACUUGCACAAUAACUCACUGAAUGGGACACUACCAUCUUGGUUGUUGAAUCUUCCAUCAUUGACAGAAUUAAACCUGGGUAGUAAUCGACUAACUGGCCAAAUUCCUGAGUUCCAGCAUAAAUCAAAAUUGAUGUACAUUGACUUGAGUCAUAAUGAAUUACAUGGCCCCAUUCCACAAUCAAUUUCAAAUCUUGUGAAUUUGACCAAACUUGUUCUUUCGUCAAAUAAUUUUAGUGGUGUUGUGGAGCUAGAAACAUUCUUAAAUCUAAAAAAUCUUGAUGGUCUUGAUCUGUCAUACAAUGGUCUGUCAGUGAGCACCAUCAACAAUAUCAACAAUACCUUGCCUAAUCUUAGGUUCUUCCAUAUGACUUCUUGCAAGAUAAAGGAAUUCCCUGAUUUCUUUAAAGCCUUAGAGAAUGUCGAACAACUAGACAUUUCCAACAAUGAAAUUCGUGGGAAGAUUCCAAAAUGGGUUGGCGUCAUCGGGAAGGCUUCAUUGCGGUACUUGAAUCUUUCCCACAACUUUCUAACAGGUAUAAACCAAUUUCCUUGGAAGAAUCUUCACGUUCUUGAUCUUCGUUCCAACUUGAUUCAAGGACAACUUCCAGCUCCACCACUCUCUGUAUCUUACUUCCUCUUCUCAGAAAAUAAACUUACUGGAGAAAUUCCUUCUACAAUUUGCAAUGUGAGUUCCCUUUCCAUCCUUGACUUGUCUCACAACAACUUGAGUGGUGCAAUUCCACAAUGUUUGGGAUACUUCAGCAACGUUCUAUUUGUAUUAGAUCUGCAGUUCAAUGCCUUUCAGGGGAACAUCCCCAUGAUAUUUGGAAAGGGUAAUCAAUUGGAAAUUCUUAAUUUGAAUGGAAAUCAGUUUGAAGGACCAGUUCCACGAUCCUUAACCAAUUGUAGACAGUUAAAAGUUUUAGACCUCGGAAACAACAAGAUAAAUGACACUUUUCCAUACUGGUUGGGGACACUUCCAGAGUUACGGGUUCUUGUCUUGAGAUCCAACAAAUUUCAUGGUCCAAUAGACAAUUCCAAGCCAAACCUCUCUUUUCCCAAACUCCGAAUUGUUGACCUCUCCCACAAUAAUUUCACUGGCUAUUUGCCAGGGAGAUAUUUCAAAUUUUUCGAAGCUAUGAGGAAUAAGACUAUGCCAAAUGAAAAAUAUUUGACUGUUAGAUCGUAUUAUCAAGCUUCUAUUGCAGUGACAAUGAAGGGGUCAUAUAUUGAUUUAACGAGAAUUUUUACUCUUUUCACAGCAAUUGAUUUAUCAUCUAACAAAUACAGUGGAGAUAUUCCAAAUGUGAUCGGAAGGCUUACUUCUCUCAUAGUGCUUAAUUUAUCUCAUAAUAGCCUUACGGGCCUUAUUCCAUCAUCUUUAGGAGACUUGAUAGAGCUGGAAUCACUAGAUCUGUCUUCAAACCAGCUUAUUGAGAAAAUUCCUAACCAUUUAUUGAGUUUGACAUUUCUUGGGGUCUUUAACCUUUCAUGGAACCAUCUCGAUGGACCCAUACCUUGGGGCAAACAAUUUGAUACAUUUGGAAAUGAUUCAUAUGUUGGGAACUCCGGAUUAUGUGGGUUUCCAUUGUCAAAGGAAUGUAAAGAUAAUCAAUCACAAGUUCAGCCAGGGGUGCUAUUACAACAAGAAGAUGACUCAAAUUUUGUAAGUGGAUUUACUUGGGAAGCCGUGGUGAUGGGGUAUGGCAGUGGACUGGCAUUGGGAUUGUUUAUUGGAUUUCUCAUGUUCUUAACUGGAAAACCAAAAUUGUUUGUAAGAAUUGUUGAAAGGAAAAAGCAUAAAACGCUGAAAAUGUUGAGACAAGGUGGAAGAAGAAAUUAG